AUGGGACAAAAAAUGAAUCCACUUGGUUUCAGACUUGGUACAACUCAAAGUCAUCAUUCCUUUUGGUUCACACAACCAAAAAAUUAUUCCGCGGGUCUACAGGAAGAUGAAAAAAUACGGAAUUGUAUCAAGAACUAUGUACAAAAAAAUAGGAAAAUAUCCUCAGGUUUCGAAGGAAUUGCACGUAUAACAAUUCAAAAAAAAAUCGAUUUGAUCCAAGUCAUAAUCUAUAUUGGAUUCCCAAAUUUAUUAAUAGAGGGGCAAACACGAGGAAUCGAAGAAUUACAGAUGAAUGUACAAAAGGAGUUUCAUUCUGUAAACCGGAGACUCAACAUUGCUAUCACAAGAGUUGAAAAACCUUAUGGACAACCUAAUAUUCUUGCAGAAUAUAUAGCUUUACAAUUAAAAAAUAGAGUUUCGUUUCGAAAAGCAAUGAAAAAAGCUAUUGAAUUAACUGAACAAACGGAUACAAAGGGAAUUCAAGUGCAAAUAGCAGGCCGUAUCGACGGAAAAGAAAUUGCACGUGUCGAAUGGAUCAGAGAGGGUAGAGUUCCCCUACAAACAAUUCGCGCUAAAAUUGAUCAUUCUUCCUAUACCAUUCGAACUAUUUAUGGAGUAUUAGGUAUAAAAAUUUGGAUAUUUGUAGACGAGAAAUAA
Molecule: messenger RNA, 657 nt
Organism: Ananas comosus (pineapple)
Lineage: Eukaryota; Viridiplantae; Streptophyta; Magnoliopsida; Poales; Bromeliaceae
Source: the annotation of a RefSeq genome assembly